This is a messenger RNA of Prorocentrum cordatum, 502 nucleotides long. The record is from the annotation of a GenBank genome assembly. Lineage: Eukaryota; Dinophyceae; Prorocentrales; Prorocentraceae.
AUGCCGCGGCGGCCAGUCUCGGCGCGUCUCUUCGGCUUCUGGGGCAGGGCGACGAGAUCUGCGCAGAUCCAGCUCACGGGCACCUGCGGCCGCUGCGGCCCUCACGUGUGCACGGCGCCCGACGAGGGCGAGCGGGAGAUGCGCGGCAGCAUCUGGUAUCGCCCGCAGGGCGGCGACGCAGACGUGGACUGGGACGCCUUCGCGCGCGUGCCGACAUCUGUGUACGACGGCGUGGCGCCCGCGGGGUUCUUGGACUUCUACCGCCUGGCGCGCGCGAACGCGGCGGCGGUGUCGGACAGGGGCUCCGCGAUCUUCCGGACGCACGCGCGCCUGAACCACUCGUGCGAGCCCAGCUGCCUCUGCGACUUCCCCGCGCUCGCCGCGGCGGGCGCGGGGGGCGCCGGCUGCCCCGCGGCCGUUGCGGUGCUGGCCGAGCGCGAGAUCGCGGCCGGCCAGGAGGUCUGUAUCAGCUACCUCGGCCGCGACGAGGGCGUCGAGGACC